CCUAGCGUUCAAAGUUUCAAAGGCUCCUUCUGCCGCCGCCCUCCAUCAAAAUUCAGUCUAUAUAUAAGUAGAAAUAAUAAAGCAGUAUUUUGAGGAAAUAAUCAAUUUUCUAAAUGGAAUCAGCCAAUUUGCAAUUGCCUGCUGGAUUUAGAUUUCACCCAACCGAUGAAGAGCUCGUGAUGCAUUACCUGUGCCGGAAAUGUGCUUCUCAGCCGAUUUCAGCUCCGAUUAUUGCAGAAAUUGACUUGUACAAGUAUGACCCAUGGGACCUUCCUGAAUUGUCUUUGUAUGGUGAGAAGGAGUGGUACUUUUUUUCUCCAAGGGACAGGAAAUACCCGAAUGGUUCGAGGCCGAAUCGGGCUGCUGGAGUUGGGUACUGGAAGGCAACCGGGGCCGAUAAGCCUAUUGGGAAGCCGAAGCCGGUUGGAAUUAAGAAAGCCUUGGUUUUCUAUGCCGGGAAGGCACCGAGGGGUGAGAAAACCAAUUGGAUCAUGCAUGAGUACCGGCUUGCGGAUGUGGACCGAUCGGUUCGAAACAAGAAGAACAUCUUGAGGCUGGAUGAUUGGGUGCUAUGCCGCAUAUACAACAAAAAGGGAUCCAUUGAGAAGCAACGCGUCAACAGCCGCAAAGUUAUGACACCAGAGGAAGAUAAGAAGCCCGUCAUCACGACGUCAUCUCCUCUGGUGCACAAGGACUUCAUGCACCUCGAAGCAUGUGAUUCUGUCCCAAAGCUCGAUUCGAGCUGCUCUGAACAUGUGCUGUCCCCUGAGUUCACGUGCGAGAGGGAGGUGCAGAGCCAGCCCGGCCUUAAUUUUCCGUUGAAUUACAUGGAUGUCACUGGCUCUGUGGAUAAUUUUAAUGCGUUUUUUGGUUCUCAACAAUAUCAGAGCAGUUUUCAGGUGGACUCGGUGCAUGAUAUGUUCACUUAUCUCACAAAAUGAGGAGCCAAUGUUCUUGAUUGAUUCCACGACGCCGUCAUGAUCUUUGUAUAUUAGCAGCCCCAUCUUAAGUAAUGGUGUGUCGUGACACAGGAGAUCCUUGAGGUCUAUGAGUGUGCACGUGCAAAUAUUAUGAUAGAAAUUAGUAUAGUAAUUGUACUUUGGGGCUCGUUAGUAUAAUGAAUGCUAGUGUGUAUUUGCUUAUAUUA
Olea europaea var. sylvestris is the source of this 1147-nucleotide messenger RNA. Its product is annotated as NAC transcription factor 32-like. Gene Ontology annotation, biological process: regulation of DNA-templated transcription. The transcript is spliced from 3 exons. The record is from RefSeq and is a predicted model, not a curated record. Gene Ontology annotation, molecular function: DNA binding. Lineage: Eukaryota; Viridiplantae; Streptophyta; Magnoliopsida; Lamiales; Oleaceae. Bases 114 to 941 code for a protein of 275 amino acids.